AUGAAGAGUAACAGCCUGAAAACACUAAUAGGAAACAGGCUGGGUAAUUUUUACACUCAAAUUGACUUUGGGACCCCAGAUGGCUGCCUGGUAUCUCCUCUAUUUCCCUCCCAAAAACUAGUCCACAGUCUCCAUAGGAAGGUCUGCUCCACAAACUCUGGUAAAGAUGCUUUAGCCCUCAUAUUGAGUGAGUUAUUUCAAUUUGCCCCAUAUGCCAGAGAUAUGGUCAUUGUAAAAUGUAAAAACAAACAAACAAAAUACACACACAGAAAAACACCCAAAUGUAAAAAUGAGGAAAGAAUGCAAGUCAGCUCUUUUACAGUGAGUUUUGUAUUUUGGGGUUUAUGCCUAAACCAUGGCUAA
Messenger RNA from Pipistrellus nathusii (Nathusius's pipistrelle), 363 nucleotides. The record is from the annotation of a GenBank genome assembly. Lineage: Eukaryota; Metazoa; Chordata; Mammalia; Chiroptera; Vespertilionidae.